This is a messenger RNA of Nelumbo nucifera (sacred lotus), 2190 nucleotides long. RefSeq lists its product as uncharacterized. Lineage: Eukaryota; Viridiplantae; Streptophyta; Magnoliopsida; Proteales; Nelumbonaceae. The record is from RefSeq and is a predicted model, not a curated record.
UUACCUGCGUUAUCUAGAGGUCCUGAAAUCCUCUGAGAGACGGAAAAAACUCAUCUACACUAUCGCUCUGGAAACCCUAACUCCAUAUCCUAGGGCUCCAUUUUCGCUCGGAAACCCCCUAGCCUUUCAGAACCCUAUUCUGUAGCUAGUAAUCUGUAAAUCACGGCCUCUGAAUCUCUAGCUCUCUUUACCGGCUUUGAUAGCUCCGGGGGGAACUCUAAUUUUCUCUGGGUUUCUUUUGAUUCAUUUGUUUCGAAACCCUAAUUUCUUCAUCAGAACUCUGGUAUUUUUUUUUUUUGGCGACAUCGAAUGUGGUGAGGUUACAAGGUUACCGAGUCCUUUUUAGGUGUUUUUUGCCCCAGUCUGUUGAGCCCUAUUUAUCUUCGGGAAGUAAUUCAUUCAAUUGGAAGAGGAGAUCUACAGAUAUUUUUCUAUAAUUAUAUAAUAUAAAAAAUUGUUUCCCUUUUCUGUUUUUUUUUUUUUUUGCACAUACCAUCGCUUUCUAGAUACUAGUUUUGUUUUCUUUUCUUUUUCCACCAAAACUUAAUUUUCUGUAGGAAAAUCUAAUUGGUUUAGACGUUUCUCUGUAACCCUAGUCUUGAAUCCUUAAUUUGCAAGGCUAGAGAUUUGUUAUCUUAGUUUAAAUCUGGCAAUUAGAACUACUGCUUCUAGUCUUCGGAGGCCUUUGCUCGAAUACACAAUAACACAACUGUGGCUUGUUUGAGAUCGGGCUAGAAAUGGUUGGAGGUGGAAGCAGGAGGGACGAUGGGCCCUUGGGGAUAAGCAAUACGAACGUUUUCGCUGCUCUCGAAAGCCUUAGAAGAAAGAAGAAAUCUGACAAGGAGCAUGGGUCGUCGAAGAGCAAGGGAUCUUCCAAAAACCAGGCCAAGGAACCUGAACCCCAGGUUUACUGGACGCCGGCACCUCUGACGGUGAAAUCCUGGGCCGAUGUUGAUGAUGAUGACGAUUACUAUGCAACAACAGCUCCGCCUAGUGCUUGGGGUUCAACAGAACCACAACAAAGUAAGGAUAGUUCAGCUCCCGUUGAGGAAAGUGAAAGUGAGGAAGAUGGUAUUGAUUUAGGUGAUGAUGAUGUUGAAGAAGAACAUGAGGAAGAACAUGACCAUGAGCCUGAGGUCUCGGUGCAAGCUGAGACGGUGGUGAAGAAGCCUUCUCAAGCUUCUGUGGCACCUAAGGAGGCAGAGAGGCAGCUAUCAAAGAAGGAGCUGAAGAAAAAAGGGCUUGAAGAACUUGAUGCCCUUUUGGCUGAGCUGGGUAUACCCAAGAAAGAUACACCGGGCCCAGAGGAAUCACGUGGUGCUGCACAAGAUAAGAAGGAAGAGGAGCUCAAUGGAUAUUCAGAGAAAAAGGAGAAUGCCACCGGGGAGAGCAAAAGUGCAAAGAAGAAGAAGAAGAAGGACAAAUCUUCAAAGGAAGCUAAAGAAUCACAGGAUCAACUUAAUGGCUCAGACAAUGCACCAGAUGAAACUGCUGGCACUGAACAGGCAGAGCAGACAAGUUCCAUUGAUGUGAAGGAACGGAUAAAGAAGGUUGCAUCUAUGAAAAAGAAAAAGUCAAGUAAAGAGAUGGAUGCUGCUGCCAAAGCUGCUGCCGUUGAGGCUGCUGCUAGGAGUGCAAGACUUGCUGCAGCAAAGAAGAAAGAGAAGAACCACUACAAUCAACAGCCGGUGCGGUAAGGACCCUCUCUCCCUGCCCCCGCUCCCUGGAUAUGAUCGUGUUCAUGUAUUCCCCCGUUCCAUUUGUUGAAGCAAAAUAAACAGCAGUCUCUGGUGUUGGGGAAUAAUCUUUGAUAUGGUACAGCUCUGGUUUUUCCUGGAAGAAUCCAUUUUGACAUUAUAGGUUGUCUCAACGCCCAAAAUGUCUUGUGACAUUAUUAUUCCAGACAAUUUUUCUUAUGCAAAAUUUCUUCUUGCAUGUUGUUAGUUGAUGAACUUGAUAGCUCACUGCGCUGUUCAUUUGGUGCCUUGGUGGUUGUGGUUCCGGUUCACUUAAGAUGUUGACGAGUAUCAGUUGGUGUCAUGAAUGGAUGGAUGGAUGGAUCUACAUGGGAUUAUGAAAUCCAGCCACAAAUGUGUAGCUUGUCUAAGUGUUUGCUGGCGUUAUGAUGCAAAGUUGUAGAGAAUCAGGUGAAAGAAAUAGCCCCCUUGGGGAACACCUUCAUUGUUGUAA